Xylona heveae TC161 is the source of this 1776-nucleotide messenger RNA. RefSeq names its product nucleolar complex protein 4. The coding region runs from base 36 to 1694 and encodes 552 amino acids. NCBI's taxonomy places the organism in Eukaryota, Fungi, Ascomycota, Xylonomycetes, Xylonales, Xylonaceae. Gene Ontology annotation, biological process: ribosome biogenesis. The transcript has 4 exons. The record is from RefSeq and is a predicted model, not a curated record. Gene Ontology annotation, cellular component: nucleolus; small-subunit processome; Noc4p-Nop14p complex.
UUUAUUCAAUUAAAUUUCAUUCAAAACACGAUAAAAUGCCCGGCCUCGUCGAUAACAAACUCGCGGCGAAAAAGAGGAAGAGAGAUACGGAAGUCCUUCCCGAGAAGAGUUCUGCGAAGAGAAAAGUAGGAAAGGGUUCCAAGAAUGAAUCUUCCACCGAAGAUUCUCAGUCGCAAAUCCCUCUCCUCGAGAGCCAAAUUCUAGAGUCUAGGCGCCAUUACAACAAUAUAGCCAAAUUAAUUGGCCUUUUACGGCAGCGGACCUCGAAAUCUGAUGAUCAUUUGACCGCCGCUGUUUCAUUAUGUCGAGUCUUUUGUCGCCUACGGGCUGCGGGCUGCAUGACGAAGUCGAAAGGAUCGGCAGAGAACGAAGUUGUCAUUGUACAAUGGCUUAGAGAGCGCUACGGGGAAUACAUCACAGGCUUGUUGGACCUUUUAGACGACGGAACACCUGGGGAUCAGACUACUGCGUUGUCUCUUCUCAUGCGCUUGGUCAAAGACGAAGCAAGCAAUAUGAAAGGUGGUGCAGAGGAUUAUCCAUGGCGCUCGUCGACAUUUUCGAGCUUGGUGCGCAAGCUUCUUACGCUCGAGCACGGCACGGAUAUUAUUACAGAAUUUGUGGAGACUUUUGUGACGGCGUGCGAUGAUAUCAGAUUCUACACGUGUGCGAUUGUUGCCGAUUUAACCUCCGACGCACUCGAACCUACGCCUGCUCUAUCACGAAAUGUCUUAUCAAUACUUUCCGCCAUAGAAGAUCCGCCAGAAAAGAAAGACGACUUGGAAGAAUUCUACACGGAGCGCCCCAAGAAGCCAACGCAUGCGCUACUUUCGCCUACAUCACAGAAAAAGCAGGUGCAAGAGGCAUGGUUGGCUUUGUUACGUUUGGGUCUGAAUAAGGAGCAGCGAAAGACCGUACUUGGGCUUAUCUCCCAUCGGAUUGCGCCAUGGUUCGUGAAAGUGGAGAUGCUCAUGGACUUUUUAACGGACUCCUACAAUUACGGCGGAGCAACUUCUCUUCUGUCUCUUUCGGGACUCUUCUAUCUUAUCCAGGAGAAGAAUCUCGAUUACCCAGCGUUUUAUCCGAAGCUCUAUUCCCUGUUAGAUGAGAACAUUCUCCAUUCGAAACAUAGAUCUCGGUUCUUCCGGCUUCUCGACACUUUCCUCGCAUCUUCGCAUCUUCCAGCUGCUCUGGUUGCCAGUUUCAUCAAGCGGCUCUCACGGCUGGCACUUAAUGCACCACCCGCUGGCAUUGUCGUUAUCAUUCCUUGGAUCUAUAAUCUCUUCAAGAAGCACCCAAUUUGUACUUUUAUGAUGCAUCGCGAAGUGAGGGGGGAUGAUGCGAAAGAUCGUCUUACACGGGAAGGCAUGAACGAUCCAUUUGACAUGGCAGAGGAAGACCCGACGAAGACCAACGCUAUUGACAGUAGCAUUUGGGAGAUUGUGACUCUGCAGUCGCAUUAUCACCCGAAUGUAGCAACCCUCGCAAAAAUAAUAUCAGAGCAGUUUACAAAGCUGUCUUACAAUUUGGAAGAUUUCCUGGAUCUUUCAUAUCAAAGCAUGCAAGAAAUGGAGCUUUCGAAGGAAAUGAAGAAGACACCAGUGGUGGAAUAUGAGAUACCCAAGACGAUAUUUACAAAAAGUACGGAUCCGGCAUAUCAGGAUAGUCUACUAGUGAAAUUGUGGGAUUUUAGCUAGUUAUCGGGCACAGUAUAAUCCAAUCAUCCUUGUUGUCGCCAUGAGCGACACUUUCACCGUCACAUCGUAAUAACAUAUCAAC